Microtus ochrogaster (prairie vole) is the source of this 557-nucleotide messenger RNA. Its product is annotated as ubiquitin-conjugating enzyme E2 E2. The transcript is spliced from 4 exons. Bases 8 to 523 code for a protein of 171 amino acids. The record is from RefSeq and is a predicted model, not a curated record. NCBI's taxonomy places the organism in Eukaryota, Metazoa, Chordata, Mammalia, Rodentia, Cricetidae.
AUCUAAAAUGUCCACGGAGGCACAGAGAGUGGACGACAGCCCAAGCACUAGUGGAGGGAGCUCCGAUGGGGAUCAGCGGGAGAGCGUCCAGCAAGAACCCGAGCGAGAGCAAGUUCAGCCCAAGAAGAAGGAGGGGAAGAUAUCCAGCAAGACGGCUGCCAAACUGUCCACCAGUGCCAAAAGAAUUCAGAAGGAGCUUGCAGAGAUUACGCUGGACCCCCCUCCGAACUGUAGCGCUGGACCCAAAGGAGACAACAUCUAUGAAUGGAGGUCAACUAUAUUGGGGCCCCCAGGAUCUGUGUAUGAAGGAGGGGUGUUCUUUCUUGACAUCACCUUUUCACCAGACUAUCCGUUUAAACCCCCCAAGGUCACCUUCCGAACGAGAAUCUACCACUGUAAUAUCAACAGCCAAGGGGUGAUCUGUCUGGACAUCCUCAAGGACAACUGGAGUCCGGCCCUGACCAUCUCGAAAGUCCUCCUGUCCAUCUGCUCACUCCUCACAGACUGCAACCCUGGUGAGUGACCCUGGAGCUGGUAGCAGACUGAGAAAGAAGGGC